Necator americanus (New World hookworm) is the source of this 312-nucleotide messenger RNA. RefSeq lists its product as uncharacterized. Gene Ontology annotation, molecular function: nucleic acid binding. The coding region runs from base 1 to 312 and encodes 103 amino acids. The transcript has a single exon. The record is from RefSeq and is a predicted model, not a curated record. Lineage: Eukaryota; Metazoa; Nematoda; Chromadorea; Rhabditida; Ancylostomatidae.
AUGGAGUUGGAUUUGGACUUGCUGCGGAAACAGAUGGAAGCCGAUCCGUAUCAAACCACUCUGAUAGUCACUCUUCGGUUGAGUCAAACCACAGUUGUUCGCGGAUUGAAGUCAAUCGGCAAGGUGCGAAAACUAGGUCGAUGGGUACCACUUGCUUUGACGCAGUAUGACAUGGACUGUCGCUGUGAUACGGCGCUUUCUCUCCACACGCUAAAGAGCACCCACACGUGGAUUGGGCACAUAGUCACCGGGGAUGAGAAGUGGAUUUCCUGUUCUAACAUUCACGUGUCGUUGUCGUGCCCAAUGGGUUGA